Messenger RNA from Manis pentadactyla (Chinese pangolin), 8018 nucleotides. RefSeq names its product SWI/SNF related, matrix associated, actin dependent regulator of chromatin, subfamily a like 1 (gene SMARCAL1). The transcript has 18 exons. NCBI's taxonomy places the organism in Eukaryota, Metazoa, Chordata, Mammalia, Pholidota, Manidae. Bases 314 to 3205 code for a protein of 963 amino acids. Gene Ontology annotation, biological process: DNA repair; replication fork processing. Gene Ontology annotation, cellular component: nuclear replication fork. The record is from RefSeq and is a predicted model, not a curated record. Gene Ontology annotation, molecular function: ATP-dependent chromatin remodeler activity; ATP binding.
GGGAAAGGUGUGCAGGAGUGCGUUACCCAGGAGCCCUACGGCUUCAGCUGUGCCCCGGAGCAAAGCCGUUCCUAACCCCUCCCUAACUCCUGGGGGUUGGAGGCGGUGGAAGGUCCCUGGGGGAGGACCUAGAGACCCCUGUGCUGUUUGGGGUUGUGCAAAGGGACUCCCAGAGGGAGGGAACCCCUUGCACCCUCGGGCCCCUCUCAGAAGACCGAAACAGCGCUGCUGGAGUGCCCCCGUGUCAUCUUUGUUGGAAAGAGUCUGUUAGAAUAUAACACUAUGCUUUUGCCAAGUUUCCGAUCAAACUUUGAUGCUCCUGCAUAGGCAUUUCUCUGUUAAAAUGUCCUUGCCUCUUACAGAGGAGCAGAAGAAAAAAAUCGAAGAGAAUCGACAAAGGGCUCUGGCCCGUAGAGCUGAGAAAUCAUUAACAGAACAGCAUCAGGGUGCGUGCUUGGGCCCCUCCAUUGCUGCCAGCCCUUCCCAGUCCAAGCGGGGCCCUGCCCAGAAUCUCCCCAGGGAUCUGCCAGUGAGCCACGGUGUCAUUUUCAAGCAACAGAAUCCCAAUAGUUCAUGUAAUGGUGACCAGAGACCUCACAAUCCCCUUAGUUUUCAUCAGCACACGGCAGAGCAGGCAAAGGAGAUAUGGAAGAAGCAAGAAGAGAUACGCACAGCGUGCCCAAGCGACAGCCUGCCGAGUCAGAUGGCUCUCACUGGGAUUUCCCCUGCCUUGGCACAAAGUCCCCUGGAGGUCCCCAGCCAGCAGCUCUUGGGUUGUAAGUUAAGUCACAGUCAUCCUCAGGCUUCACAUGGGUCCAAAUCAACACCCUUUUCUAACACAACUCAUGAGACUUUGGCCAAAGCAGGGAGUCCUCAGAGGACACGAGCUACUUCCUCCGGACAGCCUCCCAGGGAUCCUGAGUUGGAGGCCAAGGCAGAGCGACCCUCCACCUCAGGGCACAACAUCUCUGGCAUCCUCGGUGGCUCAGGGAGUUCGAAACCCAGGACAGAAGGAAGACUCCCACAGAAACUGGGGACCUCCCCCCACCAAGCAGUAAGCUCCCAGAGGGGAACGUGCGUGAGGAGUGGAGAUCGUUUCCAGGUGCAGAUCGGGUACAGUGCAGAGCUCAUUGCCGUGUUCAAGAGCCUGCCCAGCAGAAGCUACGAUCCCGCUACCAAGACGUGGAACUUCAGCAUAACUGACUACAGUGCCCUCAUGACAGCAGCCCAGCACCUCCCCACGGUCACCCUGCAGCCUUUGGAAGGAGCAGAGGGCAUCAGGGAGUCACCGUCCAACAGGGGCAGCAUGGCACAGGCUUGUCUGCCCUCAGCUCCUUCCCUCGCCUUUGUCAAAGGGCAAUGCGUGCUCAUCUCCCGGACCCGCUUUGAGGUGGAAAUCGGCUAUUCAGAAGACCUGAUUGCACUGUUUAAACAGAUGGAUUCCAGAAAUUACGAUGUCAAGACUAGGAAAUGGAACUUUCUCCUGGAAGAGCACAGUAAACUAAUUGAAAAGGUGCGCUGCCUUCCACAGGUUCAGCUGGAUCCUCUGCCCAAGACGCUCACCCUGGCUUUUGCUUCUCAGCUUAAGAAGACGUCUGUCUGUCUCACUGCAGACAUCCCUGAGGCAGACCUCUCCAGAGUGGACCCCAAGCUCGUGUCUAAUCUGCUGCCCUUUCAGAGAGCUGGAGUCAAUUUUGCCAUAGCAAAAGAAGGCCGCCUGCUACUUGCUGAUGACAUGGGCCUGGGGAAGACCAUCCAAGCCAUCUGUAUCGCUGCCUUUUACCGGAAGGAGUGGCCACUCCUUGUGGUGGUACCAUCCUCCGUGCGCUUCACCUGGGAGCAGGCCUUCCUUCGGUGGCUGCCAUCUCUGAGUCCAGAGCACAUCAAUGUCGUGGUGACCGGCAAGAAUCACCUGACAGCGGGUUUGGUUAACAUCGUCAGUUUUGACCUUCUGAGCAAGUUAGAAAAGAAGCUAAAAAGUCAUCAUCAUUUUAAAGUUGUCAUCAUUGAUGAAUCUCACUUCCUCAAAAACAGUAAGACUGCCCGCUGUCGUGCAGCCAUGCCUGUCCUCAAGGUUGCCAAGAGGGUGAUCUUACUGUCGGGCACACCCGCCAUGUCCCGGCCUGCAGAGCUCUACACACAGAUCAUCGCGGUCAAGCCUACUUUCUUCCCUCAGUUUCAUGCCUUUGGACUUCGCUACUGUGAUGCCAAGCGGCAUUCCUGGGGAUGGGAUUAUUCCGGCUCCUCCAACCUAGGAGAGCUGAAGCUCCUGCUGGAGGAAGCGGUCAUGCUGCGGCGCCUCAAAAGUGACGUCCUUUCCCAGCUCCCAGCCAAACAGCGCCGGAUGGUGGUGGUUGCCCCGGGCCAGAUCAGCGCCAAGGCCAGAGCUGCGCUGGAUGCCGUGGCCAAGGAAAUGACCACCAAGAACAAAACUAAAGCACAGCAGAAAGAAGCCCUCAUUCUCUUCUUCAACAGAACAGCUGAAGCUAAAAUCCCACCUGCCAUUGAAUAUAUCCUGGAUCUACUGGAAAGUGGAAGAGAGAAGUUUCUGGUGUUUGCACACCAUAAGGUGGUUCUGGAUGCAAUUACUAAAGAGCUUGAGAGAAAGUGUGUGCCGCACAUCCGCAUCGAUGGCUCCACCUCCUCCUCAGACCGAGAGGACCUGUGCCAGCAGUUCCAGCUGUCCACAAGGCACUCCGUGGCCGUGCUGUCCAUCACCGCCGCCAACAUGGGUCUCACCUUCUCGUCGGCCGACCUGGUGGUGUUCGCCGAGCUGUUUUGGAACCCAGGGGUGCUGAUCCAGGCUGAGGACCGGGUGCACCGCAUUGGACAGUCCAGCUCCGUGAGCAUCCACUACCUUGUAGCCAGAGGCACGGCUGAUGACUACCUUUGGCCUCUGAUUCAAGAGAAGAUUGAAGUUCUGAGUAAAGCCGGGCUUUCUGAGACCAAGUUUUCAGAAAUGACAGAAGCCACUGAUUACUUCUGCAAGGACCCAAAGCAGCUGCAGAUCUAUGACCUGUUCCAGAAGUCCUUUGAGGAGGAUGGAAGCGACAAAGCGCUCCUGGAGGCGGCGGAGUCCUUUGACCCCGGAAGUGCUUCGUCCCCGGAAGACCAGCCGGAUGGACACGCAGGCACAGACAGCCCGCAGAGGAAGAGGAGAUUUGAAUUUUUCGAUAAUUGGGACAGUUUUACCUCUCCCCUGUAAGGGGCAAGAAAAAUAUUUAGAAGUCACAGAGCUGACUGAAAUAACAGAAGGUGUUUUGUUUUUACAGCUCGCGCUCGCCUUGUCAUUACUGCAGUGCUGGUCUCAGUCCUCAGCCCAGCGGGUUUCCAGCAAUGUACAUACAGCUCAAAGGAUUUGCAGAUGGAUUGACCGGGGCCUUGAGGAAGAGAGCAGUCAAUACGGAGACUUAGGUUUUUGCCUGAGCAAACUGGCGGUGCUAUUUACUGAGAUUAAAAAGGGGGAAGAAAUGGAUGGGGACAGCGUGAAGUCAAGGGUUUGGGUGUGGCUGUGUUUCCUUUGAGAUCUUAGACAACUUGUGGCAGGCCUCAGACGCCCCACCAGCUCCCCUUUCAAGAGGGGCUCCCUGCCCAGCUUCCGGGAGUACAAUCAGGAAGUAGCUUCCACCUGGCUCCAACUUUUGGGUCUUAGUCCAUAGACGGCCACUUUGAGUUACACCCUUCCUGGGGCGACCUGCAUCGGUGGCAGGGCAAGGUGGGCAUAAAAGCCAGGACUUUUGGAGGGAUACCAUUGAUGGCAUUUUUGGCUGCACACUUACCACUCCCCCCGGGCUGUCUGAGGUUCUCAGGCCUGUAUCGCAGGUCACCUCGCUCUGUCCAGCCCCGCUGCCUCUUCCUUUCACAUGCUUGAUCUCCAAUAAACAUCUUCCAACCCAUACUCCAAGUCAGUGCAUUUCCAGAAAACCCAGCCUGCGGCAAGAUCGAAGUGUGUCUUGUUCUGAGGCAGUGGGGUAUCUGAGUCAGCAGCAGGGGAAGGUCAGAACUAGAGCUGGGGUUUCUGUCCUCAGCCGAUGUAAAUGGUGUUUAUAGUCACGGGGCUGGAUGAAAUCACGGGGUACAGUGGCUUGAGGAGAAAAGCAGAUCUGACUGAACCAGGACUCCAGCAUUUAAGUUUGAGAAGAGGUUAAGGGCACCACGCAGGGAAAAAAAUGAGUGUUUAUGAAGGUGAUUUUUUUUUAAGUGUUUUAAAAAGGAAGGAGUUGCUGCUUCAAUUGGUAUUACAUGGAGACAGUGGGCCAGCUGUAAGUAAGGGCUUAGAGUGAGCCCAGUUUUCUCGGCAGCAGUGAAAGAUGCCUAGUUGUUCCGGUGUGAUAGUGGGUGGAUUUGUUGAUUUGAAGGUUUUCACUUUACACUGUUUACUAGGUGCCAGGCACUGGGCUGAGUACAUGUUUUGACACAGUGAGCCCCAUCUUGGAGAAAGGUAAUUAUAGUUUCAUUGUAUCGAUGCAGAAACAGAGCCAAGGGAGUCUCAGCAGGGAAGUGGCAGAGCUGGACCUGCAGCUUAGCCACCCCUCCAGUGCCCAUUCUAGGCCUAGGUGUGCUGCUCACAGCAGGAGGCCUGGGGUUGCUUUGGCAGGUUCAUGAGCAGUUCACUACACAGUUCCUGUGGGGUCCAGCCUGGCUGUAAGUGUGAGCUGGCCUCUCUGCAGGCCCCCAGCCAACUCUCUGCUCAACAAACUAGAACAAGACCUGAAAUACACCACUUUCGUGUUCCUUUCAGUCACCUUUACUGGGCUUUCAGAUGGCUCCAGUUGAGAGAGGAGAUCUCUGGGGACCACCUAACACCCAGGCAUGCUGACACAGCACAGUCUGAACUAGGUUCCUUGGCCUGUGUUAAGUCUGGGGCCUCAGGAAAUAAUGAGAAAGAUGCUGGCCAUUCUGCCUGCCUUGGUCAAAACUGGCAUUUGGUGACUAUGUUUCCUAUCAGCCACUGUGUGGAUCCACUACUGCUGGCCCUCCGUAGGUCAGAGCUCUUUGAAACAGUCCAGCCUGAGCACCUCAGCCUAAGAUGCAUGAGUGCAUCUCCCUUUUGAGAAGGAUUGUGUAGAUGAGCAAUUGAACCUGCGUCCGCUGACCUUUUCUGCCAUCAGGAACUCUGCUAUGGCCCAGACCGCCGUAGAUAAUUAGGCCUUCGGUUUCCACAUCACAAGGUUUCCUGCACCAAGUACUACCCAGCAUUAUCUGGAGGAAGUCCAGACUUGCAGACCUGGGAGGGAUCGCUUGUCUGGGCUCUCCUUGGGGCCACCAAAGUUGUCGUACCAUCCCCCUCCCAGCUCUAUUCUCUUUUCGGUUUGACAUCUAGCAGACAUAACAGUGACAUCUUCUUGCACCCUUCCAGAGGACAAGUAUUAUUGGGUCUCUCUAAAUGUUACUCUGGUUUUGCCCCAAACAGCCACUUAAAUAUUUUUCUAAGAGUGAUUAAGAACAAAAGCUGCUACCUCUUCAGAUCAGCUCUACCAAGUCACCUCAUGAGUGGGUGCUCCAGAAAUCCAGUUAUAUCAUGUCAUGGUCGUUGCCCCUGGAGGUUCAUAAUCUGCAGUAGAUACAGCGAUGGGGGCAGAUACGCAGAAAGGCAGUUGCUCGCACACUGGUGGCCUGCGGAAAGGCAGCCCAAUGGGGGCAGAGCCUGUGUGAAAAGAAAUACUAAAACCCUAUAUAAACUUAGACCACAUGAUUUUUGCAGCCUUGGGGGCACAUUAAUGGAAACAGCACAGUCACUUCCUUAGGGAAAAACCUGUGGAGUGAGUUAAGGCCCAGAAAGCAGAAAGGUUUGGGAUCACGGUCAGAUCCCGAGAGAGUUUCAGGAAGGAGCACUUCUCCCUUGCCUGCCCCACAGCCUGUCGAUGGCCUCUGCUCCACAUACUGAUACCACAUGGCUUGAGAAACAUUUUGGAGCCCUCUCCCAUGAGUCUGGACUCACGCUCAGCCCCCGUCAGGUAACCAGAGAAGCUGGGAGCAGCCCUUCCAUGGACUCUUCUAGGCUUGAUCAGGUUCUUCAGUAUCUUAGAGAAUGAGAUUACAGGCUCUCAUUCCAUACUGCUUUCAGUAGUUCCUCCUCACCCCAGGGAUGUGGCCAGUACACGAUGUGUAGGUUUCCAAAGUAAAGUGAAAUGUGUAGGUGAUUUUGAGACAUAGAUAUCCAGUGUUGCUUAGGAGGAUCAUGGUCCAUUGCUAAACUAGUAAGUCCCUGUUCUGUUCACUGUGUGCACCUGGUGGCCUGCCACACAGAAUGGCCCGUGGGAUACCGUAAGGUGUCUAAUCAGUGCCUGCUAUUGAGAGAGCUUUCCCUUGUCCUCGCAAUUUGGUGCUCAUAUUUGAAACCUUUACUCCUCUGUGAUCUUAGUGAAUACAGCCUGCUGAGCCUCCAUCUGAGGCCUCUUUGAACCUGAGUUUCAGCUGCUAGAGAAAAACUCUUUCUCUCUUACAUGUCCAUGAGGACCUCCAAAGCAAAUUUUAUUUAUACCAUGUAACCUAUAUAUUUUAAGUUGUACUGUCCCAAAUGUACCUCUGAAAUAUGUUGAGAGCCAUCCAGCCAUUUCUGUAUGAUUCAGUAAAAGAUACUUGGACUUACAUAGAGGGUGAAUACCUUUGGGUGUAAGGAAGGAUUUCCAAACUAACUCCUUUUCCUCCUUUACUUUGAAGCUCAGGCCAGACACCCACCCUCCAGCAUAGGCUGUGUUCUCUGGAAAUGUGAAAUGGAAUGAAGAAAUCUGGGCCCAUCUCAUCCCACUCCUGUCCCUGCCAUCAAGUAUCUCUUAAAAGGGUUUUAGGAAAGGCCCCGUGGCUCCCUGCAGCUGGGCUCCGCCUCCCCUCAUCGUGGUCAUUAUUUCCCUAAAGGACCUUGGUGACUUCCUGCCUCUAGCACCAAUGUCAGACAGACUCAAAAGAGGCAACGAGGGAUCCCAUUAGCCUUGACCCACUUGCGCUCGAAUUAAUCGUGUCUUUUCCUUCGUGGCUUUCCCAAACCUUUUUCUAGGCCAGAGUGAGAGCUGAGACAACAGGGGCAGGUUGUCGUCCCCUCCCCGCCAGCUCUGAGGUUCUGUCUGGGCUGUUCAUUCUUGUCUAUCAGAACCUCGAUGCUUUCUGAAGCUCUUUUUUAGGUGGGAUUUAGCUGCAAAGGGGAUGAACAGAAGUUCAACUUUAUUUUGUAACCCUAUCCUUCCACUUCUUACCAAGUUUGGGGUUGCAUGGCUAAAAAAUGCCUUGGAAGUUUAAAUGUCAUUCAUUGGAGCAGUCUCAUACCUACAUGUUAUUUUGGAUUUGUCUUUACCUGUGGUGUCUCAGUGAAGGAAAUGGAUUCAUAAUCAUAGCAGAAAGCAUCGAAAAGCCUGUGAGUCAGUGUUUUGGAUAUUAUGACAACCAACGGUUAUUUGAUUUUGCAAUACCCUUUGCCCACAUUCUCUUCUCUGUCUGAGCCAUGCAACAGAUUACUUGAGAACCAGGCCCUCGUCCUCUUCGUUUUUAAUCCCCCCUUUCGGGGAUGAAAUAUCAUACACAACAGAGUUCAUUGCACAAAUUUACAGUUUAGCAAAGUAUUAUAAACACCUGUGUAAAUAUGACCCUAAGAUUAUGAAUAUAGUAUCUUCUAGAAGCUUUAUUGUUUCAUUACAUUUAGAUCUACAAUCUACCUGAAGUUUUUAUUUUUGUACAUGGGGUUCAGUAAGGUCAAGGUUUUUUUUUUAUCUGUAUGAAUAUGUACUUCCUCAGCACAACUUAUUGGCAUAAGAGUGUCCCCUCACCCACUGUUCUGAAGUACGUUCUUCUAUUAUAAAUUUGAUGUCAAAAUUAACUCAUCUAGGAACAUAUAAGUAAAAAAAUGAAAUCCUACACUCUCAUCCCUCCAACUCUGCGCCCUACUUCUUUGAGGUAAUAUAAUUCAAUAUAAACAAUUUGGAAUGGAGCCGUUGGUAAUUUAUUCCCUGUGCAUACAAAUAUAUGUAAGGAUAAACAACAUUUGUAUUUAUAAAAACUAUUAAACUCUACAUACUGAAAAUGGC